AGUUGGAAACCUUGAAAAUGCUACUUGCUAUAGUUGCACUUGCGUUUGAACUAACCAAGGAAAGAAGUCCUUUACGUCUGUCUCUGUCUCUGUCUCUGUGUGCGUGUGUACACAGGCAUGGGGGAAAUUUUUUCAGGCAAAGCCAAAGUUUUUUUGUUUAGAAUUUUCCACUAUCUAAGUUUGGUCAAUACCAGAUAUCAAUCAAAGCCGGAAUCAAGCUGGGUAUCUGUUUUACUGCGUUCCUGUUUUUUCACAUUACUGAUCUGAUCUGCCGAUUAGAGAGUGGAUAAUAGUUGGGUCACCAGUUUAUAUGUGUGGUUGAGUGUGAGCCUUAUGUGCUUUGAUUAGUGAUUAAUAUCCUGAAACGUUAGUAUUUUCAAAAUUUUCUUCUCUUCCCACAUGCCAAACUGCUUUCCUUGAUCAUAGCAAGAAUUCUUGACGCUGAGAAAUUUCAGAGAAGCCAUGGGAGAGGAGGAUAUAUACACAAAAGAUGGAACUGUAGACUACCGUGGGAAUCCUGCUAACAGGAAGGAAACUGGAACUUGGAGAGCCUGCCCCUUCAUAAUAGGAAAUGAAUGUUGUGAAAGAUUGGCUUAUUAUGGGAUGAGCUCCAAUCUGGUUCUUUAUUUCAAGCACGUCUUGAAUCAGCAGAGUGCUACUGCUGCUAAAAAUAACUCUGAUUGGAGCGGAACAUGCUAUACUACACCGCUGAUCGGAGCAUUUCUGGCUGAUGCUUAUCUAGGAAGAUACUGGACUAUUGCGACUUUCUCCAUCAUCUAUGUAAUUGGAAUGACACUUUUAGCAAUGUCAGCGUCUGUCCCUGGUCUAAAGCCAAAAUGUUAUGCGAAAAAUGACUGUGAUCCAACUGAUGGACAAAGUGCAGCGUGCUUUGUUGCACUUUACCUUAUAGCUGUAGGCACAGGAGGGAUUAAGCCUUGUGUCUCAUCCUAUGGAGCAGAUCAGUUUGAUGAUACAGAUGAGGUGGAGAAGAAGCACAAAGGCUCUUUCUUCAACUGGUUCUACUUUUCAAUUAAUGUUGGAGCUCUUAUAGCUUCCUCUGUGCUGGUUUAUGUACAAAACAAUUGGAGUUGGGGAUGGGGUUUUGGCAUUCCUGCAAUAGCAAUGGCAAUUGCUGUUGUGAGCUUUUUUUCAGGUACUCGGCUGUACAGGUACCAAAAGCCAGGAGGCAGCCCUCUCACACGUCUCUGCCAGGUGAUAGUAGCGUCCAUCAGGAAAUACAAGGUUGUAGUGCCUGCUGACAAGUCUCUUUUGUAUGAGACAGCAGAUGCUGAAUCCAACAUCAAAGGAAGCCGCAAGGUUGAGCACACCACAUAUUUCAGUUUCUUUGACAAGGCAGCAGUGGAAACAGAAAAAGAUCAUGUAAAGGAUUCAGUAAACCCAUGGAGACUCAGCACAGUAACCCAAGUUGAAGAGCUAAAAUCCAUCAUUCGCUUGCUCCCAAUAUGGGCCACGGGUAUAAUCUUUGCUGCAGUUUACAGUCAAAUGAGCAACUUAUUCGUGUUGCAAGGUGAUCAAAUGAAUAAAUUUGUUGGCAAUUCCAAUUUCGAGAUCCCAUCUGCAUCUCUUUCUGUGUUCGACACCCUCAGCGUCAUAUUUUGGGUCCCCAUCUAUGAUCGCAUCAUUGUGCCAUUUGCAAGAAAAUUCACAGGUAACAGAUAUGGCUUGACUCAACUUCAGAGGAUGGGUAUUGGCCUCUUCAUAUCAAUAUUUGCAAUGGUAUCUGCAGCAGUUUUAGAAGAUAUAAGACUUGGAAUUGUUAAAAGACACGACUCCUAUGACAUCAAACAAGUGCCUAUAUCUGUAUUUUGGCAAGUUCCACAGUAUUUUCUUAUAGGGUGUGCAGAAGUUUUUACAUUCAUUGGGCAGUUGGAAUUCUUCUACCAGGAAGCACCUGAUGCCAUGAGGAGCUUGUGCUCUGCUUUAUCACUCACCACAGUUGCUCUUGGCAAUUAUUUGAGCUCUCUCCUCAUGACUAUUACUACAAGCAUCUCCACCAGGAAUGGAAAACCUGGGUGGAUACCUGACAACUUAAAUUAUGGCCAUGUCGAUUACUUCUUCUGGAUGUUGGCAGUAAUGAGUGUGCUCAAUUUAGGUGCCUUUCUCUUCAUCUCAAAGUGGUAUACAUACAAAACACCAAUAGGAACUCUCCGUUGAUCAUAUUUGCUGUUGUUGCUGAAGCAACUGUAAACAAAUUCAAUCAGUGAUCGAGAACAUGUUUUUUACCAGAUUUUCAUAUUUGUAAAAUAGAACUUAAAAGGAAUCUAUGAAGUCUGCAGUAAAGGCAGCACUCCAUGUGUCUGCAAUAAUGUAACAGAGAAUGGAACC
Molecule: messenger RNA, 2346 nt
Organism: Manihot esculenta (cassava)
Lineage: Eukaryota; Viridiplantae; Streptophyta; Magnoliopsida; Malpighiales; Euphorbiaceae
Product: protein NRT1/ PTR FAMILY 8.1
Exons: 5
Coding region: 463-2175 (570 amino acids)
Biological process (GO): transmembrane transport; oligopeptide transport
Cellular component (GO): membrane
Molecular function (GO): transmembrane transporter activity
Source: RefSeq, a predicted model, not a curated record